This is a messenger RNA of Lotus japonicus, 3897 nucleotides long. RefSeq names its product serine/threonine receptor-like kinase NFP. Gene Ontology annotation, biological process: protein phosphorylation. Gene Ontology annotation, molecular function: protein kinase activity; ATP binding. The transcript has a single exon. Lineage: Eukaryota; Viridiplantae; Streptophyta; Magnoliopsida; Fabales; Fabaceae. The coding region runs from base 100 to 1875 and encodes 591 amino acids. The record is from RefSeq and is a predicted model, not a curated record.
AAGCUCCAUAUAAACAAUGAUAAUCAUGAUUGUCUCUAAUAACAACUUUCCCUUUAUCCUUCCCUUGUGCCUUUCACUCAUUCACUGCCUCUAGCAACAAUGACUUCCUUCUUCCUUUUUACAAACACACUAUUUCUUGCACUCAUGAUGUUUUUUUCCACCACCCAUCACAUCCUUGCUCAAUUGUCACAUACCAAUGGAACAAACUUUUCAUGCCCUGUGGACUCACCUCCAUCCUGUGACACAUAUGUAACAUACUUUGCUCAGUCUCCAAAUUUUUUGACCCUUACAAGCAUAUCUGAUCUAUUUGACACCAGCCCUCUUUCAAUAGCAAGAGCAAGUAAUAUAAAGGAUGAGAAUCAGAACCUUGUUCCAGGCCAACUCUUGCUGGUACCUGUAACUUGUGCUUGCAGUGGAAGCAACUCUUUUUCCAAUAUCUCACACAUGAUCAAAGAGGGUGAAAGCUACUACUAUCUUUCAACCACUUCAUAUGAGAAUCUCACCAAUUGGGAGACAGUGCAAGAUUCAAAUCCUAAUUACAAUCCAUAUCUGUUGCCAGUAGGCAUCAAAGUAGUGAUCCCUUUGUUCUGCAAGUGCCCUUCAAAUUACCACCUGAACAAAGGGAUAGAGUAUCUGAUUACUUAUGUGUGGCAUAACAAUGACAAUGUUUCCCUCGUAGCUUCCAAGUUUGGUGUAUCAACACAGGACAUAAUUAGUGAAAACAAUUUCAGCCACCAGAACUUCACUGCUGCAACAAACUUUCCAAUUUUAAUCCCAGUGACUCAGUUACCAUCUCUUUCUCAAUCUUAUUCUUCAAGUGAAAGAAAGAGAAGCAAUCAUAUUCAUAUUAUAAUUUCUAUUGGUAUCAGCCUGGGAAGCACUCUUCUGAUUGCACUUUUGGUACUGGUUAGUGUAACUUGUCUGAGGAAGAGAAAGAGUAGUGAAAAUAAGAGUUUGUUGUCUGUGGAGAUUGCAGGCAAGAAGUUAAUUUCUGGAGUUUCAAACUAUGUAAGUAAGUCAAUCUUGUAUGAAUUUCGUUUAAUUAUGGAAGCUACUUUGAACCUCAAUGAGCAGUGUAAGAUUGGAGAAUCAGUGUACAAGGCAAAAUUGGAUGGUCAAGUUUUAGCUGUGAAGAAAGUAAAGGAAGAUGUGACAGAGGAGGUGAUGAUUCUACAGAAGGUAAAUCAUUUAAAUCUGGUGAAACUAAUGGGUGUCUCUUCAGGACAUGAUGGGAAUCACUUCCUUGUGUAUGAAUUUGCUGAAAAUGGGUCUCUUCAUAACUGGUUGUUCUCCAAUUCUUCAACUGGUUCAAGAUUCCUCACAUGGAGUCAGAGGAUAAGCAUAGCAGUUGAUGUUGCCAUGGGUUUGCAAUACAUGCAUGAACACACUCAGCCAAGUAUAGUCCACAGGGACAUCACAUCAAGUAAUAUCCUUCUUGACUCCAACUUUAAGGCCAAGAUAGCAAAUUUUUCUGUUGCCAGAACUUCAAUCAAUCCCAUGAUAUUAAAAGUAGAUGUCUUUGGUUAUGGAGUGGUUCUAUUGGAGUUACUGUCAGGGAAGAAAUCCUUAACAAACAAUGAAAUUAAUCAUAUUAGGGAGAUCUUUGAUCUAAAAGAGAAGAGAGAGGAGAGGAUUAGAAGAUGGAUGGAUCCUAAGAUAGAGAGCUUGUACCCUAUUGAUGAUGCUCUCAGCUUGGCCUUUUUGGCAAUGAAUUGCACAUCAGAAAAGCCUCUGUCAAGACCAACCAUGGGAGAAGUUGUUCUUAGCCUCUCCCUUCUCAUGACUCAACACUCUCCUACCACAUUAGAGAGAUCAUGGACUUGUGGGUUAGAUGUAGAUGUUACAGAAAUGCAAACUUUGAUAGCAGCUCGUUGAUUGCGGUGUCCCAAUGUUCUACUUUUUUUAUAUUAGCUUGUCACAGUGUCCGUGUCAGAGUCGGUGUUUCAUAGGUGCAUGUAAAUUAAGUUCUAUCUUUCAAAUAUGGUGUUCACUUUGACUAUGUGUUUUAGGCAGCUAGAUUUGGCACCCCACUCAUUAGAAAUAUCACCCCACUUUCGGAAAUAAGGUUUCCGAAGUAUUUUUUCACUCAAAAGUGAGAUGUUACAUGUAUUUUGCACUACAAAUCAUGAAUUAAUUUCGGAAUAUAAGAUUCCGAAAUAAUUCGGAACCCAAAAAUCCGAAAAUUGGGGGUGUAAAAUCUAAGGGUUGGGGUGCCAAAUCCAGCUCUCUGUGUUUUAGUUAAUAAAUGUAUAUAUGUGUAUAUGUGUAUGUGCAUACAUCAUCUUUGUGUACAUAAGUUUUCCAGGUUUCAUUUUUCCACUUAUUACUAUCUCAGAACUAAUAGUCUUAUCUUAUGUGCCUGUUUAUAUUAAGUACAUACAAGUAUAGGAAAGGAAGAUGAUGGUUAAAAACAUUUUUUGCUACUGGAUAACAUGACCUUAACUGUUUUCAUAUUGUGCUUCCUUUCAAUAUCAUUUGUAAUGCCUUAGAUAUUUGGAAAUGUUUUCUCUCGUCACGAAUUUUUCACAUAAUCUGAGUUAUUGGAUCAUUUCCAUCUGUAUAUAGUGAACGAAUUUCUUUGCUUAACGACUAGAGUUUCUGCACGUUUCAGCUGAUUCAGUAGCAUAGUGGAUAGAAACUUGCUAGGUCAAAAGAGAUACUUAAAAGUACAAAGAUCUCCAUAUUAAGCUAAAGAGCUGUUGAGAAUAUGAAUCAAUACCUAUUAUUAGAGUUAAUAAAAUCUAGGAUUCCUAUUGUUAUAAGUUUUAAUUGUAGGAAUUAUGGAUGUUAGUGGGCAUGUUACAAAAUCAUGGUAGUUUUAUUUCCAAUUUAUUUUCCAUCAAGGGAAGAAUAUUUAUAUUUUUCUUGUAUUUAAAGGUUGUUAGUAUCAAUGAAAUUGUGUGACCUUCCAUUUCACUCGCCUCUAUUUCCAACAAUUGGUAUCAAAAGCUUCUUUACUCGAGGGACCUAGUGAGGUUGAGAGUUCCACCAAAAUCUCAAAUACAUACAUAGAGAGAUCAAAAUGCAAUAAGAUAAUUCAGUCUUCUCAUUGCUAGUUUCUUAGGGUGAGAAAUAUACCUAUGGGCAAUCAGAAUAGAGGUGUUUCUUGAUGCGAGUGAUCUUUGGGAGGUUGUUGAGACUUGAGAGGACUGAGGUUAGAAAUUACAAGAAAUCCAACGUUUAAUCAAAUGAGGUACCAUGAGGAAAGAAAACAAUGAAAAUCAAAGGCAAAACCUUGCCUAUUUUAUGUUGUUUCUCCAGCAAUCUUUACCAGAAUUGUGACUCUGAAAUCAGCAAAGACCAUCCAUUUGGGAUUUUCUCAAGCAGGAGUAUGAAAAAAAUGAGAAAGUUAAAGGGAUAUAAGUGCUGAAUUUAAUCAAAGAGUUUGAGAUGCAGAGGAUGAAAGAGUUAGAAAAGGUUAAAGAGUAUUUUGACAGACUUCUAAGCAUUGUCAACAAGGUGAGAUUGCUUGGAACAUAGUUUUCUAAUACAAGGAUAAUGCAAAAAAGCCUCGUAACCUUUUCUGAGAGGUUUGAAUCCACUAUUCUUCUUUGCAAAAUUUCAAAGAUCUGUCAAAUAUCACUUUAACAAGCUUGUUAUAUGCGUUGCAAGCCCAAGAACAAAGGAGACUUAUGAGGGAGUAAGGCGUCGACGUUGAAUGUGCUUUACUUGCCCAAUUGAAGCUCAAUCAUGUUUAUGAAGGGAAGAAAACGAAGACUCAAGGCAGCAACUCUAAGCAAGGAGGAAGUUCUAGCAAACGCGAUGUAGAAGAAGAAGAGGCCAAAGUAUCCUCCUUGUAAACAAUGUGGAAAGAGGAAUCGUCCUCAUUCAGAUGCAGAAAGAAGCCUAAUUUACGUUUCAACAAAUGCAAUUAAGUUGGUCAUAUUGCAGUUAAAA